CACAAGUCCCAAUCUAAGCUGUAGUACUACUAUCACCGUGUAUUACUGACCAUUACCGAUCUGCGCUCGGCGCGAAAACCUUCACGUUCUCGCGUGUUGUCUCCUAUUGUCGUCUUGCAACACACAUCUUUACUUGUGGCCAGAGUGCGGGAGCAAAGUCGAACAUUUCAUCUAUAUGCUGAACGGCAUUUGAUUUGUGCGGUCGGUGCGAAGCGGUCAAGAAUUAUUUUUAAAUAUCCUUCCAUAGCAAACGGUCGACGCAGCUACUCUAUUGGGCAGUGAUCAUUGGUUACAACGUGAAAUUCGUGUAGUGAAGUUUUGCUACUAAGUACAAGUAUUCUCUACUUGUAAAGAAACAUUUCGUACCUCCAAAGGUGAACGAUACUAAACUGGCUUUAACAAAUCGACGAAAGUGUGGUACGGAAGCGGCUACCGUAUUUUCAUUUCAUCGUACCCAUGAGCACGAUUGCUUCGAUCUGAGAAAGCUGAUCGAACACACCUCUUCCGACCAUUUUACUGAACGUCGAACAGAAGAAACACAAAGUUAGCCUUGGGGCGGGAAAAGGCAGUACCGAAAGCGGAAGGUUAAGGUCAGUCUUAAUAUAGCUCUAAUCUGUUGUUUCGGAAACAACCGUACGGACAAAUCGAUUGAACGGAACAUAUCACCUUGCUUCACCAUCAGAGUUGUUGCCCCAGUUGUUUGUGAGCUAAAAUCUUUACGAUUCGUCGAUUGAAUUUAAACGAUCAAGUCGAGUAAAAUCCCGCGAGUGUGUAUUACACGAAACCUGCAUGUGUACGUGCGUUAUCAAUUCUUCUUCUCAAGAGCGUGAUAACAAUUCGUGAAGUAGUUUAACGUGUACGGGGAAGCAAUAAUUUUACCGGCGCCAAGUUCGUUUGUAAACAUUGCAUUUGUUUCGUCGAGAUCGAUAAAACCGAACGAUCGACCAAGAAGCUGAUCAAACCGAUCGAUCGACCAAGAAGCUGCUCAACCCGGCUCAAGGCGGCAUCCGCCUGAAGCUGCGUUUUCUGCGUAGAAGAACGAAAACAAAAACAGUUUAAUAACCUUCCCGACGGUCAACGACAAUCGAUUAUAAAUUGCGGAACCGCGUGAAAGAGCAGGAAAGCUUUGGAGCGGAUUUCUCAGCGUGAAACAACGAGCGAUUGAUGCUGCCAUUUGCGGACGAGAUUGCUAGGCCCCUGCGAGACCGUGUCAGAGCAAGAUAGUGCGCGAAAUCUGAACGAGACACUAUUGCGAGCGGUGAAUGCUUUUUGCACGACUAUAGUACGCUGAGUGCAAAACACGUCGUGAGUAGUGCGCCUGCCCGUGGUGAGACAACAACAGAGAGAGUGCAACAAGCUGCAGCAGCCCGCGUUAAUCGAUCACAGGUGCAUUAAGUUGCAAAGUGCAGAGUCGGUGUACUGUUGUAACAAUCAACAAAGCGAAAAAGAGACAGGAAACGCUGUGCAUCUUCGCCGAAUUGGUUCUACUGCUCUGUGGCGGGAAGAAAAUAGUUCCAAAAUAAAAACCAUUCCAUCAACUCUCAGCAAGCCAUUCCUUUGUUUCGUGGGAGCUGUUCUCGUUCGGAGCCAUCUUUGAUCCGUUUGUUUUGAUUUUCGAUUGUGUCAGCUGGUUGCAAGUAUAAACAACAAAGCGCGCGAUUUGACAUAUCCUUUGAAAGGUGAAACAAGGAACUUCCGGGAUUUGGAUGCUUUCAUAGUGAACAUAAUUCGUUGCGUGAUACUUGCGGUGGUUGCUAAAAUCCAAACAACGCCACGUCCUUGAACUCUCGCGGUUCAAAGUGUGACAGAGUGUGAGUGUGUGAAACAAAAACACAAAACCUACAGUGCAGCAAAAAAGACAAUCUUGCCGAGCCUUCAACUUGCCGCCAGCGGAACUUGAAGCAGGAAGUAAUAUCGGUCCAUCAAAGCAUUACAACCAGAGAAACCGUUCUUCUAGUGCUUUCUUGUAUGCUUGAAUCGAUAAGUGGAACGAAAAACAAUCACCGGAAGUGUUGUUUGUCAAAUUUGGCGUGUAUAUAGAGACUGAUAAGCAAUCGUGAUAGUUACACGUGAACUGGAAACGUCCUGCCCGUCCUUGCAGCAUGGCACCGAUUGCGACAACGAACGAGCCCAAAAUGGCACAGGGUGGUGAGGAAACGCUCACGCGCCACGCGGAUGCAAAUCAGCGAUACUACACGGCCACUAACCGCAAAAAUGGCAUCAAUGAAGGUACACGCGAUGGAGCAACGAUGGCGGCAAUUCCGGCCACACUAGCACCCGGUAAUACGGUUAAACCUUGCCCUCUAAGAGCACCACUCGUCGUCACCGUUGUGGGAUUACCGUGCAGGGGGAAAUCGUUGGCCGCACACAAAGUAGCCCGACAUCUGAGCUGGCGAGGCGAAAGCGCCAAAGUUUUUACCGUGGAUGAAAAUGCUACCAACGAAACGCUCAGUGAGAUUAGUCUUUUCUUCAAAGAAGGAAAUAAUGUGGCGAUCAUCGAUGGAAUGCAUUUGACACGGGCAUCCCGCCAAACGGUCGCCACCUUUUGCUGUGAUGCCGUCUUUCAUCAACUGCUGAUCGAGUUCACGUGCAACGACAAAUGCCUGCAGGAGAAUGUUGCGGAUACGGUACAGUUUUACCACAACCUCGAUCAAAACAUCGACUGGGAGCGACGCUUCCGGGAGAGUAACGAGCACCAUGCGCCUCAGUUUGAACCGUGUUCGGCACUCGAGGGUCCGCUGAUUACGGUCAACAACUCGGAGGAUCCGAUGUAUCACUCUGUAACGGCGCGUGGUGUACGAGGUGCUAUUCAGACGGACAUACUGGGAGUUUUGGCCAGCCCUGUUAUCCGCCAGCAAACGUUCUACUUUAGUCGGCACGGUGAAUCGGAGUAUAACGUAUUGGGACGCAUUGGUGGAGAUGCAGAUUUGUCCCCACGGGGCAUGAAAUAUGGCGACCGGUUGGCUCGACAGUUGGGAGGCCCCGGAUCGGCACCGGAUUGUCCUCGGCCGAAAGUGAUCUGGACAUCUGAACUGCGACGUACGAUCCAUACCGUCCAGAAUAUCCCAGGGCCGCGGGCAGCCAUCAAGGACCUCAAUGAGAUUAAUGCUGGCAUCUGCGAGGGACUAACGUACGAGGAAAUACAGGAAAGAUUCCCACAAGAAUUUGCCUGGCGUGAUCAGGACAAGUUCAAGUACCGGUAUCCACACGGCGAGUCCUAUCUUGAUCUGUUGCAGCGUGUGGAUAGCGUAGUGCAGGCUCUGUUGACCAACACCGAUGUGUUGGUCGUUUCGCAUCAAGCCGUUCUCCGUUGCAUAAUGGCGUACUUUAAGGGUGUUAAACCAGAUGAUGUGCCAUACAUCAACGUCCCGUUGCAUACAUUGCUUAUUGUGCGAUCGUAUGGGUACGAUUUUGUUGUGGAAACGGUUCCACUAAAAGUGGAAUGUGUGGAUACUUAUCGCAUACAGCCGAAGAACUGUUCUACUAGUCGUACCACAGCAGAUGCCCUCACAACUGUGCCGGCCCAUUUUGAUGCGCCGCUUUCACAUCAAAUGUCUACGAUCAGCUAAAAGCUUCACGCAGCCAUACCAUGAGUGCGCAUUCGUUCCCAGAAGGAUUGAACGAAAUAUUGAUGUCGUACUCUUCUGCGGUGUAACGAGUUCCCAAGCGUACACAACACACACUUUACAUGCAUCUACUAUAACUACAUUGUCGGAUCGCGGUGAUAGAAGCGAAAUGCACAACCAACAAAAAAACACGACAAAUCGCUUUUAAAAAGUUCAACCAUAAUUGCAACGCCCGCAUCACAACACGGAUCUUUCAACAGUUCUUCCACAAUUGUUUGUACAAAUCGUUGGUGAAUAACCACAGACGAAGCCCGCACACAGUGCAAUUGAGCGUUAGGAAGUGAUUUAAUGUGACGCUGUACACAAACACGCCUUAGGGAUGCAUUUUUAUUGGCCAAAAACAGAGAUCCAUUAUUAGGCUGCUUAUGGUAAUGGGCUGGGUUUGUUUGAGUGAAAAUAGGACAUGGUUGGGAAUAUACGAUAGCAACUCCUGAAAAUUGAAACAAGGUUGUAAAGGGAGAAAGUCAGAUGAUCAGAGAUACAGGAGAAGAAAUGUUUUGAUAAUCAGCUAAAGGAAUUCAGGUACCGAAGAAUGAUACAAUGCAUUUCUAUUGUUUCUAUAUGUUUUUAGGACCAAGCGAGUGAGUUUUAGACGUAAAGUCAAAAAGAAGUCACAUUUCACAGUCGCAAAACAGGAAUCAAGUAACAGUUCAGUUGCAAAAUCACAGAAGAAUAUCAAUUGGCAGGAUCAUUUUGCAAAGCAAAAUUAGAAAGAUCUGGAAAUGAUAAAAAAAAGAAACGGGACAACAAAAAGUGCAACACAAAACAAGUUAAUUGAUAAAAGAAAAAAACACACACACACAAAUGUUGAUCAAAUCACACAAAAACGGCAUAAAAUGUUAGAUACUAGUUGGGUAGUGAAAGUUUAUUUUUAAAAGAAGUAAGAAAGCUAUUGUUUUAAAUAUACCUAUAUAACGAAAGGAAAAUAAAAUAAACAAAUGGAGUAAAAUCGGAUCGAUGUGAUUCAUUUGAUAUUUGAGUUUA
Molecule: messenger RNA, 4610 nt
Organism: Anopheles funestus (African malaria mosquito)
Lineage: Eukaryota; Metazoa; Arthropoda; Insecta; Diptera; Culicidae
Product: 6-phosphofructo-2-kinase/fructose-2,6-bisphosphatase-like
Exons: 9
Coding region: 2103-3569 (488 amino acids)
Biological process (GO): fructose metabolic process; fructose 2,6-bisphosphate metabolic process
Cellular component (GO): cytosol
Molecular function (GO): fructose-2,6-bisphosphate 2-phosphatase activity; ATP binding; 6-phosphofructo-2-kinase activity
Source: RefSeq, a predicted model, not a curated record